Molecule: messenger RNA, 3292 nt
Organism: Eurytemora carolleeae
Lineage: Eukaryota; Metazoa; Arthropoda; Copepoda; Calanoida; Temoridae
Product: RNA-binding protein 25
Exons: 4
Coding region: 268-2496 (742 amino acids)
Biological process (GO): regulation of alternative mRNA splicing, via spliceosome; mRNA processing
Cellular component (GO): spliceosomal complex
Molecular function (GO): mRNA binding
Source: RefSeq, a predicted model, not a curated record
UUGAAAAAAAUGGUGUAGCAUUAUCUUUUUUGAGAACUUUAAUUUAAUUUUAUCCAAACUACCCUUGCACUCUGAUUAGAGGAAGGGUUAAACCCAAUUAGCUGAACAUUUUAUACCCUUGACAAAGACUUAUGUAUAAUUGCAUUAAAUGACCUAGAAAUACUACCAGUACCAGACAAUGUGAGGUAGCACAAAAAAAUACAAAAAUAUUGUUAUUUAGUUAAUCUCGUUUUCUUGACCUUAAAUAUAUUUACUUCAGAAUUUAUAAUGUCUUGGUUCGGCGCCAGACCUCCGAUGGGCAUGCCCAUGGGAAUGCCGAUGGGAAUGAUGCCGAUGUCGAUGGGAAUGAACAUGGGAGGACAUAGACCUAACGGGGGGCCUGGUCCCAGACCUCAAGUUCAGCAGAGUGCGCCCCCACGACCUAUCCCACCCAAACGGGAUAUACCUACUGGGCCCGCUGUGACCGUAUUUGUCGGGAAUAUAACAGAACGAGCUCCUGAUGCCAUGGUGCGUCAUCUCCUUACAACCUGUGGUCCUGUUCUUAGUUGGAAACGGGUUCAAGGAGCUACGGGAAAACUCCAGGCCUUUGGGUUCUGUGAGUUUAGUAAUCCCGAUGCCGGACUUCGAUCGAUCCGACUGCUCAACAGUUUCUCUAUAGCAGACAAAGCGCUGGUAGUGAAGGUGGACGCCAAGACUAAGCAGAUCCUGGAUGAUUACGUCACGGAUCGGGUAAAGAAGAACGGUGGAGAGUGUAAAGAUUUAGAGAAGUAUACGGACGCAGGGAUGGAGUAUGAUGAUAACUUGGCCAAGGAUCGGGUUGCGCAGAUUCUAAAGGAUCAUGCCAAGGAGAUAGAAUCCUAUAUUCCCAAGGAGGGAUCAACGUUACCUCUUCAACGGGAUCCUCCACCGACCUCCGCCCUGCUACAGAGGAUGGGAACCAGAGAUGAAGGAUUAGAUAAUGUUGAAGACGAGAAGAAAGGGAUAAUUACUCGGGAAAUAGAUAAAUUUAGAGAAACAAUGAAAAUCCGGGAAGCAGAGAGAGAGGAGCAAGGGAAGAAUAAAGAGAAGGAUAAAGAUCGGGACAAGGACAGAAAAUCGUCCCCUCCAGCCCGGAGAUCUAGAGAGAGAACAAAAGAAAGAUCGCGCUCCAGGGGCCGGGAGGCCAGAUCUCAAUCAACGAGGAUGAGCAGAAAAAGAAGUCCAUCUCCAGUACGGGAACGACCUCCCCGUGCCUCAAGGUCGAGGUCACGAGGACGAGAAUCCCGGGGUAGGGAAUCACGAGGGCGGGAAUCCCGAGGCCGAGAAACAAGGGACAGAUCACUUGAUAGGAAUAAGACACAGAAAGAAUUGCAAAAGGAGAGAGAAAUAGAAGCAGAAGAAAAGGAACGAAAGAAAGCUGAGAAAAGAGCGACGGAGAAGGAAGAAAACUACCAAGCCCGUCUUCUAGCAUGGGAGAAAAGAGAAUCUAAAAAAGCGAAAGAUUAUGAAAAGGAAAAAGCAAAAGAAAAGAAGAAAGCGGAAGAUAUGGAAAGAGAAGCAAAGAAGUUGAAAGAGUUUCUUGAAGAUUAUGAUGAUGAAAAAGAUGAUUCCAAAUAUUACAGAGGACGAGAGCUUGCUAGACGAAUGGCGGACAGGGAAAGAGAAGCAGCCAAGGAUGGAGAGGAUCGAAGAAAAGAAACUGAAGAGAUUGAAGAAAUAAAAAAACAAAUCUUCUCCAACCCUGCUCUCAAGGACCCCAACGCCGAGUUCCAGAAGAGGUUGAAGGAGAGAGAGAAACAAUUUAAGUCUACGAGUUCCAAGAAACCAGAGGAGGCCAGAGACAGGGAUAGAGAAAGCACAACCUCGCCGCAGAACAACUCCCCAAGUCCUGACCGAGGUCCAAGUCCCGUUGAGGAUUAUAAUUACGACAACGGGGAUAAUCGAGGGGACUCAAGUCCAACUGAGAACAUCCCUACUCCUCCCGAACCAACCAUCAAUCCUAUCACGCUACCUGGAACUAAACUUGAUCCCGCGAGUAAGCGACGCAAGAUGCAGGUUGCGGAUAUAUUUAACCAGGAUCAGGACGACGAUGAUGAUCAUAAACCUAAAAAGAAACUAAAAACCGUUCUGCCCAUCAUCACGACGGAAAAGAAGUCGGAGACCAAGACAGCGGACGACAAGAAGAAGCACAUCAAGUCAUUGAUCGAGAAGAUCCCGACGGACAAGACAGCGUUGUUUGAGUACACGGUGGACUGGGACCUGGUUGAUAAUCAGCUCAUGGAGAAGAGGAUUCGUCCCUGGGUUAAUAAAAAGAUAGCGGAGUAUAUCGGAGAACCUGAACCUACCCUCACGGACUUCAUCUGUUCCAAGGUGUUGGCCGGAAGCUCUCCGAAGGCCAUCCUCGAGGACGUGCAGACUGUCUUGGACGACGAAGCCGAGGUUUUCGUAGUGAAAAUGUGGAGACUUUUGAUUUACGAAAUUGAGAACAAAAAGCAGAAAGCCGAAGUGGCGAAGUAAUUUUUUGUUGUUAGUUUUUUUGCUGGACUUUGUGAAACCUUUAAAAAAUCAUGUUCAUUCAGUUCAAAGAAAUAUCUCUUGGAAUUAUUUCCGCUUUAACUAGUAAAAGCUACAUAUUUAGAACCUAAAUAUCUACUGCAGGUUCUCUGGGUACUGGGAUAGUACGGGAGAAGGACCUGGUUUCGAUUCUCUCCUACUCCUACCAUUCUGUGAGUACUGAGUAAGCUGUGAUGUUACUUAUUCCUUUCAUUUCUUCCUAAUCAAUCAUUAAAUCUACAUACAAAGUUUUAAUUUCACUACCGACAUGUUAAUAUGUCGAUUUUAGACUGAUUCAUAUUAUUAUCUCUGGAUGAUUGUUGUCUACUUGUUUAGGACGGAUUUAUCCUUGAACCCCUGCAUCAAGGGUUUGGUGAGUAAAUGUACUAUAAUCCCCCCCCCCCUAACCUUGCUAUUUUACAUGCAGUAAUGUCUCCACACCCCAGUUUAGUUCCAAUAAUGCAGCUUUUACUAGUUAGUUGUUUACCUUCAAACAAUGUGUUAUUGAUACAUGGGUAAUCAUUGAGUUUUCAAUCUUCUUAUGCUACAACCAGCCUUGGUAUGUACAGACGGAUCAUUGAGUAUACAUUAGUUUGUACAUAAAUUUGAUUCCUGUACACUCCUUGGUCCAUAUUUACCCCUGUAUUCUGCUGAAUCUUGUAUUAUGUGAUUCCAUGAUGUAAACUAUAUAUUUGCAGUUUGUAAGGUUUCCUAUGUUGACUGUUUCAGCAAAUGCUUGAAUAAAGUUUGGUUUCUCUCA